CCACAAAUCCCAGUUCCCAAUACCAAAACCAACCAUGGAGAAUGGAACCCAUGUGAACCAUCAAGGAGGAGGAGGAGGAGGGCUAGUGGACACGACCGCUACAACAAUCACCAUUAAAGGCAUUCUGAGCUUGCUGUUGCAAAAUGUUGAUGAAGAUGAGAGCAAGAAGAGGCUGAUUUCAUUGGGUAUGGGAGACCCAACUGCUUUUUCUUGCUUCCACACAACCCAUGUUGCUCAAGAAGCUGUUGUUGAUGCUAUCCAAUCUGACAAGUUCAAUGGCUAUGCUCCCACUGUGGGUCUUCCUCAAACCAGAAGAGCAAUUGCUGAAUAUUUGUCCAGGGAUCUUCCAUACAAUCUAACAUCGGAUGAUGUUUUCAUCACAUCGGGUUGCACACAAGCAAUUGAUGUCUCAUUGGCAAUGCUUGCUCGCCCGGGUGCAAAUAUCUUGCUUCCAAGACCAGGCUUCCCUAUUUAUGAACUUUGUUCUGCAUUUAGAAAUCUUGAGGUUCGGCAUUUUGAUCUCUUGCAAGAUUGUGGCUGGGAGGUUGAUCUCGAUGCUGUUGAAGCUCUUGCCGAUCAGAACACAGUUGCAAUGGUAAUUAUAAACCCCGGAAAUCCUUGUGGGAAUGUGUACAGUUACCAACAUUUGGAGAUGAUUGCUGAAACUGCAAAGAAACUCAGAAUUCUUGUAAUUGCUGAUGAAGUUUAUGGACACCUUGCUUUUGGGGAUAAACCGUUUGUGCCUAUGGGAGUGUUUGGAUCAACUGUUCCUGUUCUUACUCUUGGCUCUCUAUCAAAGAGAUGGAUAGUACCCGGAUGGCGGCUUGGUUGGUUUGUGACAACUGAUCCCUGUGGCAUGUUUAGAAAGCCUAAGAUUGUUGAGCGCAUCAAGAAAUAUUUUGAUAUUUUGGGUGGUCCUGCAACCUUCAUUCAGGCUGCAGUUCCGAGCAUCCUUCAGAAAACUGAAGAGGCCUUCUUCAAGAAAACUAUCUAUUUACUGAAGCAGUCAUCAGAUAUUUGUUCUGAUAGGAUAAAUGACAUCCCUUGUAUUAUUUGUCCAAGCAAAGCAGAGGGAUCUAUGGCUGUAAUGGCGAAACUAGACAUUUCACUACUGGAAGAUAUUAGUGACGACAUUGAUUUUUGUUUCAAGCUGGCCAAAGAGGAAUCUGUUAUCUUUCUUCCAGGAACAGCAGUAGGGCUGAAAAACUGGAUACGAAUUACAUUUGCUGCUGAUCCACCUUCUCUUGAAGAAGCUUUUAGAAGGACAAAAUCUUUCUAUCAAAGGCAUGCCAGAAAAUCAUAG
Messenger RNA from Fragaria vesca subsp. vesca, 1303 nucleotides. RefSeq names its product probable aminotransferase TAT2-like. Bases 35 to 1303 code for a protein of 422 amino acids. The transcript has 7 exons. The record is from RefSeq and is a predicted model, not a curated record. Gene Ontology annotation, molecular function: pyridoxal phosphate binding; transaminase activity. Lineage: Eukaryota; Viridiplantae; Streptophyta; Magnoliopsida; Rosales; Rosaceae. Gene Ontology annotation, biological process: amino acid metabolic process; biosynthetic process.